Molecule: messenger RNA, 986 nt
Organism: Malania oleifera
Lineage: Eukaryota; Viridiplantae; Streptophyta; Magnoliopsida; Santalales; Ximeniaceae
Product: large ribosomal subunit protein uL18c-like
Exons: 4
Coding region: 138-770 (210 amino acids)
Biological process (GO): translation
Cellular component (GO): ribosome
Molecular function (GO): structural constituent of ribosome; 5S rRNA binding
Source: RefSeq, a predicted model, not a curated record
AUUAGCAACGGCGGCUGAGAGGAUAAAUGAUAAUAUGUAGAGAAAAAAAAUGGAUAAUUUGAUGGCACAGUGGGUGAUUUGGUGGAGCCCACGUUAGCAACUAGCUGAAAACAAGCCGUCCACGAGUUGGAUUUUGGAUGCCGCCGGAAAGGAACCCCCUCUCGUCUACCUCUGCAAGCGCCAUUGGCGCUCAGUCCGGGCUUUACUUCCUCCAAUCGCCACUGCAGCUCAACAACGGCGGCCGCAUUUUAACUCGUUUGAAGAGGGAUCAACAGAGAGAAUACGAAAUGAUAUCUACAUCACUGUCUUGCCUUCACAGUACUUUUGCUUCUUCACAACAGCUUUUUUGUGGACCUAAGUUUGUGGCAACAAAGUCCCAUCCCUCUCUAAACAUUGAAGCCAAAACCAGAACAAAAAGAGAAGACCGGAUUGCUCGUCAUGCUCGUGUUAGAAAGAAGGUUGAAGGGACGCCAGAAAGGCCAAGGUUGUGCGUUUUCCGUUCCAACAAACAUCUCUAUGUUCAGGUGAUAGAUGACACUAAGAUGCAUACCCUUGCCUCGGCUUCAACAGUGCAGAAACCUGUUUCUGAGGAGUUUGACUACAGUUCUGGUCCCACUGUUGAAGUGGCAAAGAGGUUGGGUGAAAUCAUUGCGAAGAAUUGUUUAGAGAAAAGAAUCACAAAAGUUGCCUUUGAUCGGGGUGGAUACCUAUACCAUGGACGCAUUGAAGCCCUUGCUGAUGCUGCACGGGUGCAUGGCCUUCAAUUCUAGAGCUUUGUUAGUUAGUCUUUCCUUGCCUGAGAAUGGCAUCUAUGUUUGAAGAUAUCAGCCUUUCGCUGUUACUCGUAGCAUAUGAUGUGGAUGGGCUUGACAUUGCCUACAAUUUCAUUUUGUUGUAAUUUUAACUAAUUUCUUCGGGAAUUUGUGAUGGUUGUCUUUUUGUUCCCAAACCCCAAAAAAAUGCUAGUUUAGUUUAGUUGGACACCA